Spirometra erinaceieuropaei is the source of this 1311-nucleotide messenger RNA. The record is from the annotation of a GenBank genome assembly. NCBI's taxonomy places the organism in Eukaryota, Metazoa, Platyhelminthes, Cestoda, Diphyllobothriidea, Diphyllobothriidae.
AUGUACUCAAAACUGAAGUUCCUCCAAGGCAAUUCGACUACCUCAGUUCGAUCAGCCUCUCAAUUCCUCAUAGACCUCCGAGGUCGGAGAAUUCAAUCGGACGAAAUCAUGGUCUCCUUCGAUGUGACGUCGCUAUUCACAUCUAUCCCACCAAACGUGGCCCGCGAAGUCUUGCGCAAGAGACUUGAAGAGGCGUACGAUGAGACUCAGAAUGCCCUCAAAAUUGAACACCUCAUGAGGCUGUUUGAAUUCUGCCAACAAACUUUCUUCACUUUUGCGGGAGAGACCUAUGAACAAAUCAAGGGAACCCCUAUGGGCUCACCGAUCUCCGGUUUGGUGGCAGAACUGGUCCUACAGGAGUUGGAAAAGAUUGCCUUCCUCCAACAUGAACCGAUGUUUUGGCGACGUUACGUUGACGACACGUUCGUCAUCGUAAAGAAGGACAUGCUGCAACAUUUUCACAGCCUGCUCAACGCAGUCUUCCCGGAUAUAAAAUUCACGAGAGAAGAAGAACAGGAGCAGCAGUUGCCCUUCCUGGAUGUGCUCGUCAGACGAAACCUUAACGGUGAACUUGAAACGACGGUUUAUAGGAAGGCAACGAACAACACACAGCUUCUCAGUUUUUACAGCAACCAUCCGGUGGCUCACAAACGAAGCUGUGUGAAGACGCUCUUCAAACGGAUCCAAACUCAUUGCAGCAAACUGGAAGACAGAGCGCGUGAGGCCCGUUAUCUCCGCGACCAGUUUGUGCAAAAUGGCUAUCCGAGGGCAUUCAUAAGUCGCUGCCUACGCGGUCGCCACCAGAGAACUCAAACAUCAACGCCACCGACGAUAUGGCAUGCUCUACCAUACAUCAAGGGUGUUUCAGAAGCGACCGAGCGCAUUGCUGCGGAGCUAGGGGUUGGAAUCGCACACCGCCCCAAAGCCACCAUGCGCAACACGGUCAUGAAAAUCAAAGACUGGUUAAAACCUGAAGAGCAAUCUGGAGUAGUGUAUCGCAUUCCGUGUCAAAAUUGUCCUUGUAAUUACACAGGACAGACUGGACGCAUGCUCGGAUCGCGCAUACAUGAACAUAAGCUGGCUGUGCGGCGAGGCGACGCAUUGUCACAAGUGGCUGCCCACACCUACGAAAUGGGUCACGAGUUUGACUUCGCAGCCACCAAAAUAGUCGCCCACGCCGGAAACAAAACAGGCCGAGAAUUGAUUGAAGCCUGGGCCUCGGAUGAGAACUCGGUCAAUCGAUUUAUCGAUCUGGCGCCGGCGUACAGAGCCCUUCGUAGUCACCUCCAGUCGUGCGACGUCGGUCGAUGA